Olea europaea var. sylvestris is the source of this 753-nucleotide messenger RNA. RefSeq names its product cytochrome b5. The record is from RefSeq and is a predicted model, not a curated record. The transcript is spliced from 4 exons. The coding region runs from base 170 to 565 and encodes 131 amino acids. Gene Ontology annotation, molecular function: heme binding. Lineage: Eukaryota; Viridiplantae; Streptophyta; Magnoliopsida; Lamiales; Oleaceae. Gene Ontology annotation, cellular component: intracellular membrane-bounded organelle; membrane.
UCAGUCAAAGUUUGAGGGCCAAAAUGUUAAUUCGCCUGAGAUCUGGACAUUUAAAUAUUAUUUAAUCCACACUCCUGGCUCUCAGUUCUCUCUCUAAAUUUCUAUCUGAAAGGCGAUUGAAGAGAAGACAAAUUUUGGAAUCCGUUGAAUUGAAUUUCUUGUGAGGGAAAUGGCGAAAGUUUACGCAUAUGAUGAAGUUUCGAAGCACAGAGCUAUCAAGGAUUGCUGGCUUGUAAUCGAUGGAAAGGUAUAUGAUGUAUCCCCAUUCAUGGACGAUCAUCCCGGAGGUGAUGAAGUUUUGCUAUCAUCAAGUGGAAAAGAUGCAACUGCCGACUUCGAAGAUAUCGGUCACAGUGAUUCCGCUAAAGAGAUGAUGGACAAAUAUUUGAUUGGGACGAUAGACAUGUCGACAGUUCCCAGCAAACGCACUUUCAUUCCUCCACCACAAGUCGCAUCCAAUGCAAACAAGGGUUCAGAUUUCAUGAUCAAGAUUUUGCAGUUCAUUGUCCCUCUCCUGAUCUUAGGGUUGGCAUUUGCCAUCCGGAGCUACACCAAGGAGAAAUAAUUGGAAAGGAAGUCGAUGACUUAAUUGUCGUUAUUUUCUUUAAUUUAUGCUGUUGAAUGAAAAUAAUAUUCCUUUGCAGUCUGGUAUGGAACUCUGUCUCCUGAAUUUAAAAGAGCCAUUGUUGUUGUCCAUCUAAUGUGUUGUGAAAUCAAAAAUGUUGCCUUAUAUGUGUUGUACUAUUUUUGUAA